AUAAUUCUUUAUAAAAAGUAUGUAUUGAAAAUUUAGUCAUGACAAAGUUUUACUUUUAAAAUGUGUUCUUCAAAUCUGAAAUAUCUAAAUUUACUAAUAAAAAAAUAAAGAAAAGUAUGGAGUGCCACGAUUCAGAUGCUACUGAUACACAGUUUAAUUUGAUUGCCAAAAAGAUAGCAGAAGAAUGUCGUGAUAUUGUGGACGAGAAACCUCCGAUACCACCUUGUGAAAGGACUAAUUUAAAACCACCAACAUUGCACACAUUUUGUAACCACAAUAUUAAUAUUCAGUACAAAUAUCAGAAUGACGACAAAAGUGGAAAACCAAAGCCGUGUGGAAUUUGUAUUAAACUAGAUGAGAAGGGUAAAAAGCAAUCACCAUGUCCGAUUUGUACAAAAAAGGAGAUGUCACGCGAAGAGAAAUUGGCUGAAGCCAUUAAAUGCAUCUCUAGCCCUUUGCCCAGGUGGUUUAAUGAACCAGAGCGUUGCGACCCAAUGAGUGUUUGCUGUCGCAUGUUAGGGGGUAUUAAAAAAUGUCCAAGAAAGGAAGACCUUUGCUCGUGUCCAGAACCAGAACCACCAUCCAAGAAAGACAAAUUUGCUGUAAAUUAUCCUCCAAACAAACUAAUUGUGUCUGCGGUACUGCAAAAUCCUAAAUGUAAGCCAAAUUUUCGAUGUCAAGGAAUUGUGAAUAAUGCUGAUUAUCACACAUUCAAGCCGGACUACAAAAAUUUACCUUUGACUGAAAAGUUCUAUUCUAAAUACGAGCAUUUGGAAAACAUCGAUACUCCGGAAGUUAGGUACUACAUAAAUGAAUUAGAAAAAAUAGAGAAUUACUUUCCGAGGAACGAAUUUUGCGUACCCCGAUAUACAAAUCAGAAUUAUGGUUGGUUGCAAAACGAAAAAAUAAGAAAUCUCGAAAAUUGUGAUGAUAAUCGUAUAAGUACUCCGAAGGUUUUACAAAAUAUGAAGUCAUUGGAAAAUAGACGCUUUGACCCCAUACAAUUGCAAUACUGCUUAUGUCAUGAUAUGAUAAAGCACAUGGAUCAUUGGAAAAUUGUUUGAAAUCGAAAUUGAGAAACGUGAAACCUUGCAGAAAAUAUACAACAUACAUACAUACAUACAUACAUAAAUAUGCAUAAAAUUUAUUAAAAUCUUUGGAAUUAAUUGAGUUUCAACUAAAUAAAUGGGAAAAAAAUUCUAAUAGAUAAAACCGAAUAAUAAAAAUUGUUUAAAUUA
This is a messenger RNA of Zeugodacus cucurbitae (melon fly), 1238 nucleotides long. RefSeq lists its product as uncharacterized. The transcript is spliced from 2 exons. The record is from RefSeq and is a predicted model, not a curated record. Lineage: Eukaryota; Metazoa; Arthropoda; Insecta; Diptera; Tephritidae. The coding region runs from base 117 to 1064 and encodes 315 amino acids.